AUGACGCAGCGGUGGUGGGCUCUGCUCAUUGUUGCUUACCUGUCCGUGUACCUGGCAGCCGCUCAGCACCACAGGAGAGCUCUGUAUCCAUCCGCCUAUAGGAUAAAGCGCGGGGCGUAUUCACUGAUCGACCCCACGUUCCUGCACUCGGAGGAGGAUGCCAACCUGCUUUUUGAGAUCCUGCUGGCUGGAAUGCAGAUCCCGGGUGGGGGUCACGACAUGCAGAUUGCAGAUGAGGAGCUGGCCUCCCUGAGGAGCGUGGUCAAGCUGGAGGUCAUCUGUGAGGACGUCCUGCCCAAGAGGCUCUCAGACAUCCGCCGACUGACGGCGGAACUCGCCCGUCGCCGGCGACCUCUGAGCUGGCCGGACUUUGAGAGGACGAUGCUGACCCUGGUGUACGCCGCUCAGACGCUGGCUCGAUCGGGCAGCCGGCAGCAGAGGGAGGCGUGGGCGGACGCCGUGACGCAGCUGUUCAGAGUCCUGCAGAAGGACCUCACGCCAUCUUGAGGAAGAAGAUCGGAAGAUGCAGCUUCGUGUGUGGGGAUUUCCCUCGUUCGAGGUCACCGAUACACGAUAUAGUGUGGUGACACUGCAAUUCUUGACUCAA
Messenger RNA from Cyclopterus lumpus (lumpfish), 607 nucleotides. Its product is annotated as protein FAM180A. The transcript is spliced from 3 exons. The record is from RefSeq and is a predicted model, not a curated record. Lineage: Eukaryota; Metazoa; Chordata; Actinopteri; Perciformes; Cyclopteridae. The coding region runs from base 1 to 507 and encodes 168 amino acids.